Vicia faba (fava bean) is the source of this 915-nucleotide messenger RNA. The record is from the annotation of a GenBank genome assembly. NCBI's taxonomy places the organism in Eukaryota, Viridiplantae, Streptophyta, Magnoliopsida, Fabales, Fabaceae.
AUGAGAAUACAUCCAGACCAAGGACAAGACAUUUACAUACGACUCGCAUCUUCAGAGUUUGACCAUAAAAAGAAAAAGAGGAACUUGAAGCGUGCUGGAACUCUUGCAGGAGUUAUUGCAUUCAUUAUAGGACUUACCUUUAUUAUAUUGGUCACAUUAACGUCUAGAAAGAAGCUUGGUAAGCCAGGAAGUAUAAAAAAUUUAUUUCACAAGAAGGGGAAGGAAGAUGGUGACUUGAAAACAUUAUUUGAUUUUUCAACCAUCGAUAAUGCAACAAACCACUUCUCUAGCAUAAACAAGUUAGGAGAAGGUGGUUUUGGGCCGGUGUACAAGGGCAUCAUGGUAGAUGGCCAAGAGAUUGCUGUUAAGAGGCUAUCUAAAACAUCAGUUCAAGGAAUUAAGGAGUUCAAAAAUGAAGUACAGUUGAUGGCAACACUUCAACACCGCAAUCUUGUAAAGCUUCUUGGUUGUUCUAUUCAACAAGAUGAAAAGUUAUUGAUCUACGAAUUCAUGCCCAACAGAAGCUUGGAUCACUUUAUUUUUGAUUCUACGCAAACCAGAUCAUUUAUGGGAGACCAAGCCGAGGCUAAAACAAAUAGAGUGAUGGGAACAUAUGGAUAUAUGCCUCCAGAAUAUGCAGUGCGUGGAUCUUUCUCAAUAAAAUCUGAUGUUUUUAGUUUUGGAGUUGUUGUACUUGAGAUAAUUAGCGGUAAGAAGAAUAGCAGAUUUUGUGACUCUCGACAUCAUUUAAACCUUCUUGGACAUGCAUGGAAACUAUGGAUUGAAGAAAGGCCACAGGAGUUGAUAGCUGAUAUAUUAUAUGAUGAGGCCAUAUAUCCUGCCAAUCUCACAUAUGCUAUUCCUCUUCCUGGAUCAGAUCAAGUUCAAGUAAGGAAUGGCCAAGGAUACUUCUAA